Molecule: messenger RNA, 1832 nt
Organism: Aspergillus welwitschiae
Lineage: Eukaryota; Fungi; Ascomycota; Eurotiomycetes; Eurotiales; Aspergillaceae
Gene: rpt4
Product: proteasome regulatory particle base subunit RPT4
Exons: 4
Coding region: 156-1337 (393 amino acids)
Biological process (GO): positive regulation of RNA polymerase II transcription preinitiation complex assembly
Cellular component (GO): cytosolic proteasome complex; proteasome regulatory particle, base subcomplex
Molecular function (GO): proteasome-activating activity; ATP hydrolysis activity; ATP binding
Source: RefSeq, a predicted model, not a curated record
GGAUGCAGUAAGAUCCCAAGUACCGUCAACCGGCCUAUCCCUUAUCAAUCCAUCUGCAUAUUCACCCUCCCGGGUCAUUAACCUGUUUUUCUGAGACCCCGGGGAUCUCGUUUCGACUUCGCUUUGCUUUUUGGUCUCCCUGAUUGCCUUACAUCAUGAACGGCGCCAGCGAUCCGGAGAGAGAGCAGGCGCUCGAGGAUUACAAGAGGAGCCUGCUCGAGCUCCGAGAAUGGGAAGCCAAGCUCAAGUCUCUUCGCAUGGGGAUCAAGGAUUUGCAACGAGAGUUCGAUAUCUCUGAAGAGAACAUCAAGGCGCUGCAAAGCGUCGGCCAGAUCAUCGGAGAAGUGUUGAAGCAGCUGGAUGAGGAGAGAUUUAUUGUCAAGGCAUCAUCCGGACCGCGUUAUGUCGUCGGUUGCCGCUCGAAGGUCGAUAAGGCAAAGCUAAAGCAGGGCACCCGUGUCGCCCUCGAUAUGACCACACUUACUAUAAUGAGAAUGCUCCCGAGAGAGGUUGAUCCGUUGGUAUACAACAUGUCACUGGAGGACCCAGGCCAGAUCAACUUUGCAGGCAUUGGUGGUCUGAACGAACAGAUCCGCGAGCUCCGAGAAGUUAUCGAGUUGCCGCUCAAGAACCCCGAGCUUUUCCAAAGAGUAGGAAUCAAGCCGCCCAAGGGUGUGCUCCUCUACGGUCCUCCGGGUACCGGAAAGACGUUGUUGGCACGAGCAGUGGCAAGCUCAAUGGAGACCAACUUCCUGAAAGUUGUCUCGUCCGCUAUUGUUGACAAAUACAUCGGUGAAUCUGCACGGUUAAUAAGAGAGAUGUUCGGAUACGCCAAAGAACACGAGCCUUGCAUCAUCUUCAUGGACGAAAUUGACGCUAUCGGUGGAAGACGUUUCUCAGAGGGUACUUCGGCUGAUCGGGAAAUCCAGCGUACAUUGAUGGAGCUUCUCAACCAGCUGGAUGGUUUUGAUUACCUUGGAAAGACGAAGAUCAUCAUGGCCACGAAUCGGCCUGAUACGCUUGACCCGGCUCUGCUGCGAGCAGGUCGUCUCGACCGCAAGAUCGAGAUUCCCCUGCCCAACGAAGUCGGUCGCUUGGAGAUCUUGAAGAUCCACUCCAGCACCGUUCAACUGGAUGGCGAGAUUGACUUCGAGAGUGUGGUGAAGAUGAGUGACGGACUCAACGGUGCUGAUCUUCGCAACGUCGUUACGGAAGCUGGUCUAUUUGCUAUCAAGGAUUACCGGGACGCGAUCAACCAGGAUGACUUCAACAGAGCGGUCCGCAAGGUGGCUGAGGCGAAGAAGUUGGAGGGCAAGCUGGAAUACCAGAAGUUGUAGUGCCCGCUUGAUUGAAUACCUGAGAAUUAGCCAUGAUGUAGAAAGCUAUUAUUUCCAACUUAUGGGAAGCCCACCCCAAAUCUACUUAUGCUCAUAUAAUGUACACAAUCCAUGCAUUGAUAAUGCCGUGCAGUUUGCAGCUUUGUACUCCGGUUAGUAGGAUUAAGUGGUAGCCCAGAUCAUCACAUGGGGGAAUUACCCCACAGACUAGGCAAAGAAGGUGCAUGGACCCGAGCAUUGGACCCUGACCGGGUAAACAUAAUGUUCUGCCAUGCGUUGAAACUGACGAUCGAGCCUAAGUACUAGUAUUGAUGAUAAUGAUGGCUGCUGCUGCUUCUCCAGGAACAGUGAAUGCCGUUCGUUUACCGCCAAGGCCGCGACCAAGGAUCGGCAUCCAUGCGCUGAGGACAAGUUGAGCUUAGGCGCCACAUGGGUUUUACACGCGUCCAUCGGAAUGGCUGCCCUCACUUUUAUGUAAUGCUCGAAUCAGUUCCC